CCGAGAACAUAUGAAAGGGGGAACAUGUAUGUUGACUCAAAAGCAGCCUGUCUUCUUCACGGGUCGCCUGUUUGCGCGGUGAGACAGACCAGAACGACCUCAAGGGACUUUUCUGUGUCCUUUGUUUUGCCGCGUGCGCUUGUGGAACAGCCAGAGAGGAUGUGUUUGUGUCUUCAGCCCACACCUGCAACAAGGAAACAAUUAUAUAUAUAUUAGUUUUUCCUGUUGUUGCGUUCAUUAAGUUUCCUCGUGUUAGCGUUUCCUUGUGUUAGGUUUAAGGACUCUCAUUGGAAUAUGCGACUUUUGCGUGACAACCUGGACUUGAGUUGGGUUUAGACUGUGACCUGGAGCACCACCUUUGAACCUGCGGCAGAACCUGGCUGCAGACCCAGCUGAUGUGUUCCUUGGUGAAGCCUCGCUGUUUCAGUCUGGAGUGACGCGCUGUGACGCUGAAGCGCAGAGUUUUUUGUUUUUUUUUAACAGCUUUCACUGACACCUGCAGUUUUUUCAUAGUCUUGCAAAAGCCUCAUUGUCACAGGCUGCUGACAUCGCAUCACCAUCCAACUUUUUUUUCUUUUCAGAUAAGCGCGCCGCGCGUCAUCUAACGUGCUUUUACGCACACUCAAAAAAGGCGUUUGAGCGCAACGCCGGGGUCGAGCGCAAGGGCAGCACCUGCCGCUGUGAGGUGGAGAAGAUAGAUUUUUUGUUUUAUUUAUUUUUAAGACAUUACAAUAAAGAGCAGAAAUCAAGAUGACGGACGGUCCGAGACAGAGAAGCAGUAUCGGCUCCGCCAAGGAUGCUGCCGGCGAGGGUGCUUCCGGCAAGGACUCGGGAGGAGUUGCGCUCAAGAAGGAAAUCGGGCUUGUGAGCGCCUGUGGCAUCAUUGUUGGUAACAUUAUCGGCUCAGGUAUCUUUGUCAGUCCGAAGGGAGUGCUGGAGAAUGCCAGCUCUGUGGGCUUUGCCCUGAUCGUGUGGAUCAUCACUGGCAUCAUCACGGCCAUUGGUGCGCUGUGCUAUGCCGAGCUGGGUGUCACCAUUCCCAAGUCGGGGGGAGACUACUCCUACGUGAAGGACAUCUUUGGAGGGCUGGCAGGGUUCCUGCGUCUGUGGAUCGCCGUGCUGGUCAUCUACCCAACCAAUCAGGCUGUGAUCGCGCUGACAUUCUCCAACUACGUCCUGCAGCCUCUGUUCCCCACCUGCUUCCCCCCGGAGAACGGCCUGCGCCUGCUGGCUGCCGUCUGCCUCUUGCUGCUGACUUGGGUGAACUGCUCUAGUGUGCGAUGGGCCACCAGAGUGCAGGACUUCUUCACAGCAGGCAAACUUCUGGCCCUCGGCCUCAUCAUCAUCAUGGGCAUCGUGCAGAUCUGCAAAGGAGACUACUACUGGUUGGAGCCAGCCAAUGCCUUUGAACCCUUCCAGGACUACGAUGUGGGUUUGAUAGCCUUAGCCUUUCUACAAGGCUCCUUCGCCUAUGGAGGGUGGAAUUUCCUCAACUAUGUCACAGAGGAGCUGGUGGACCCUUAUGUGAACCUGCCACGCGCUAUCUUCAUCUCCAUUCCCCUCGUGACCUUUGUUUACGUCUUUGCCAACAUCGCCUACGUCACAGCCAUGAGUCCUCAGGAGCUGCUUGCCUCAAAUGCUGUUGCCGUGACGUUUGGUGAGAAGCUGCUGGGAGUCAUGUCGUGGAUCAUGCCCAUUUCUGUGGCUCUGUCCACCUUCGGGGGAGUCAACGGUUCCCUUUUUACCUCGUCAAGAUUGUUCUUCGCUGGAGCCAGAGAAGGCCACCUCCCCAGCCUGCUGGCUAUGAUUCACGUCAAACGCUGCACUCCCAUCCCUGCGCUGCUCUUCACUUGUCUGUCCACUCUGCUUAUGCUGUGCACCAGUGACAUGUACACACUCAUCAACUACGUGGGCUUCAUCAACUACCUUUUCUAUGGAGUCACAGUCGCCGGGCAGAUUGUCCUGCGCAUCAAACAGCCCAACAUGCACCGGCCAAUCAAGAUCAGUCUGAUAUGGCCGGUUAUUUACCUCAUCUUCUGGGCCUUCCUGCUCAUCUUCUCUCUUUACUCUGAGCCCGUGGUGUGCGGCAUCGGCCUGGCCAUCAUGUUGACUGGUGUCCCUGUUUACUUCCUGGGAGUCUACUGGGACAACAAGCCACAGUGCUUUAAUUCUUUUGUUGGCAAAAUGACAUACUUGGGCCAGAAGUUCUGUGUGGUUGUUUACCCGGCUGAAAGUAAAGGCAGCAGCAGCGAGAGCUGCAGUGCAGCUGGAGAGGAAGGAGAGGAGAUGAAGGAGACCAGAUCUCCUCUGUCCAAGGACGACGGAGAUUCAAGCAAGACAGCGGACUGCUAAAGCUCCUUUCUAUCAUCACUCACCUUCCCCUAACAUAAACAGAUGCACAUGUGGGCGCACACGUACACAAAGACACAUGCAAACAAACAUGCGAUAGCCUACGUCACAGUUUGUCAUGGAUCAACACAUGUGUUUUAUUCAUUUUUUUCAGUAUUGAACUAACCAAUAGUUUCUUUGCCAAAUAUAAUCAGAGAUGACACGACCUCACACUUUUCUAUCUUGGGUCUCUCAAAAGUGCAAUAAAAGGUUGGAGCCUUCCAACUUCUGCGUACGUGCUCAAACAGACACAAUUUUACUAUUCUUCAUCAUCAUCAUCAUCAUCAUCCUGCUUCUAAUCCUCCCUCUUCCCCUCCACACACUGUCUGCACACUCCCACUGUAACGGUGACUUUUUAAUUAUUUUUUUUGUAUUAUUAUCAAGAGACUUUCACUGUUAUGCGUUGGCUACGCAAACACGUCUUAAUUUUAAUUAUUUGUUUUGGUCCCAUUGUAAACUUUCCUUUGUCGUACCUUCAACACACCAAAGCUACAUUUAGAUAGCACAAAAUUAUAUUCAGAUCAAACCAUUUCAGUUUCAACAAGUGCUGUUGUUUUUUUGUUUUUGGUUCUUUGUUGUUUUACUUCUUAAACAUGGCUGUGAUUCCAAAUUGUUUCUCUCUCUCUUUUUUUUAGUGAUUGUGAUAAUUGUUUAUAUCAAUUAACUUUGUUGUCAUUAUAGUUUUAAUAUGUACAUGUUUUUUUUUUCAUUCGACAUCAUAUUCUUUCGGGCCUAUUGUUUUUUUUAUUACUCUUGAACCAGCAACGUUGUGUGAGCUGUAUUUUGUGUUGGUAAAUGCUGCACAGUUCUUGUUAACUGCCUUAAGUAGGAUCAUUUCUGUACUCUGGCACCAUUAUUGUGGAAGAUACAUUGCUGCAGAAGCAUUUUCAGUUCAUAAAAAUCUGAAUUUUGACUUCUUGUAUUGACACUACACUCAUAAUGUUGUGUCAAAAGUGUAGGUUCAGCUUGGACACACAACUAGAAAGAAUAGUUAAAUCACAGUAGUAUAUUUUCACCUCAUAUGCAUUGUUAAUGUGCCCUACACCGACUCAUGUGAAUGCCCUUGUGAAUUAUUUUCUUUUUCUUAAAAUAAGCAGGCAUUGAUUUCAAGUAUUUUUUAGCCCACCAUCCAGCCAUGUUUGGAUAUUUUUGUGCUUUGUUUAGGGUGUAGAGAAAAAAAAGAGCCUUUCAUAAGAGAAUAUUUUUUGAUGCAUACAAAUCACUAGAGAUUAUUUUAUAGUGCAAUAUAAUCACAGGCACCAGCAGAAAAAACUGAACGUGCACCUCUGAAUGAACCCAUUCUGUGUACUGUGGUUAUAACUACAAAUGUGUGUGUGUGUAUAUAUAUAUAUCUAUAUAUACUAUUAUUGCUCACAACACUCCUUCAUAGAUAAACACAAAUGAUAUAUACUUAAAUGUUGUCAGUGGUUCUAUAACCUGUUCAUGUCUCAGGGCGUCCCCACUGCCUUCUCCUUACAUACACUGCCGAAACUCAACAGAGCUGACUCAUCGCUUCUCUGAAGUCCUGUUUGUGCUUAGUGUUUGUACUGGUGCUCAAUUUUUCAACCAAUCCCAAAUAGCAUCAGUGAAAUCUCACAGAGAUUGUCACAUGUCGACUUAAUAAAUCAAUUUAUGUUCCAUUAAAUUUGGGCCAGUACUGCAAAUGUUGCUCUUCUGAAAGUCUAAGGGGAACAGGGUGUCUUGGAUGUCUUUACAAAUACAAUGAUUGUGUUUUGUGCCUGUACGGUAACAGUUGUUGUGUAUUUACAUUUAUGCACAGAUUUCAUGACAGUCUGUACUUUGUUUUAGAAAAUUUUAAAAAAUAUUUACUUGUAAAUUGGGGCCUCUUUUAUGUAAAAAAAGAAGCUCCCUGUCAUAAUCCUAAACCUGUUAUCUUAUCAUUUGGCAUAAUUAAAGGUCCAGUGUGUAAGAAAUAGUGACAUCUACUGGUAAAAAGCCAGACUUACAAACGGAGGACUCCAUUUAUGACAUCUACAUCUCCCAGGCAUGUCAGGGAGCUAUGGUGGCCUUCAAAUACUUAAUAUGUGAAGUAAGCUUCCACUUCAAAAUGCACUUGUACGUUUGCUAUAAUACUUUAAAUCAAAUGUUUUCUAAGCAAAAUACUCAUACGUAUGGGUGACAUAUUUCAUAUCUGCCAAAAAGCCUUGUCCAUGUUGCACACUGGACCUUUAAAUUCCUGUAAUUUUCAAUGUUUUCAAUAAUGAGAAGAUGAUUAAGCACACGUAAACCCUCACUGUGCAUAAAUGAGGCCUGGAAAUGCUGCAACUUUGUGUCAUGUGGUCAAAUAGCUUAAAAUCUGAAGGAUGUUCACCAGUGCUGAUAUCUUUGACUGACUUGUGUAUCACCUCACUGUUUGGGGCCCCAUUAAGAGCUGCAACCUCAACCUUACUGUAGUUUAGACCAAAACAAUCCUUCAUCGUGGAGGAAAUAUGAUGUUUCCUGUUUUAACAGGCAUUAUGUAGAAAUGAUCAAGCAUCAAGCAUUUCCUCUUUUUUUGCAAUAUAUCAGAGGACAAUAAUAUAACACUUGGUGAGAAAGUUUAAAACUAAGUCAUUCUAUUGACACACUGGUCUUGAUAAGUUAAAUUGCCUUAGUUUACUGACCAUACCCUCAUAUCUCUCAAAACAUUUAUCUAUUUUUAUGUUGUAAAUGUACAUAUUGGUGUGUACAGUGUGUAUGUGUGUGACAGGAAUAAAAACUACACAUGUGAA
Molecule: messenger RNA, 5120 nt
Organism: Solea senegalensis (Senegalese sole)
Lineage: Eukaryota; Metazoa; Chordata; Actinopteri; Pleuronectiformes; Soleidae
Gene: slc7a8a
Product: solute carrier family 7 member 8a
Exons: 11
Coding region: 751-2352 (533 amino acids)
Biological process (GO): amino acid transmembrane transport; neutral amino acid transport
Cellular component (GO): membrane
Molecular function (GO): L-amino acid transmembrane transporter activity; neutral L-amino acid transmembrane transporter activity
Source: RefSeq, a predicted model, not a curated record